Limulus polyphemus (Atlantic horseshoe crab) is the source of this 1827-nucleotide messenger RNA. RefSeq names its product CREB-binding protein-like. Lineage: Eukaryota; Metazoa; Arthropoda; Merostomata; Xiphosura; Limulidae. Gene Ontology annotation, biological process: positive regulation of transcription by RNA polymerase II. Gene Ontology annotation, cellular component: transcription regulator complex; histone acetyltransferase complex. The transcript has 6 exons. Bases 1 to 1827 code for a protein of 608 amino acids. Gene Ontology annotation, molecular function: chromatin DNA binding; histone acetyltransferase activity; transcription coactivator activity. The record is from RefSeq and is a predicted model, not a curated record.
AUGGCUGAACUUGUAGAUGGAAGACCACCAAAUAAACGACAAAGAUUAUCAGAAACGUCGCUAACAGUGUCAACAACAGAUAGCACAGAUUUUAACUUGGGAAGCUUGUGGGAUUUGGAAAAUGAACUCCCAGAAGAACUUGCAAAUGACAAAAGAUUGAUUGCGUCAGAACUAGCAUCUGAACAAACUCGGCAGUUGCCAUCGAGUUCUGGUCAGAAUAUGCAGAAUGGUGUUUUAGAUCCAUCACUUAACCAAAGGGAUGAUGGUAUUGUACCAGUACAAAAAGCUCAGCAGUUAUCUCAUCUGCUACAAAAUAAGGUAGUGUCAAGUCUAGCAAGUUCCAAGAAUCCUUCAGGAAUGUGUAGUAACCAGACAGUUUCUAAUCUUAAUGUUCUAUUACAAAAUGUACAAAAUCCUCAUUCAAAUCUGACUUCUUCCAGUAUGAUUGGUAGUAGAGCUGGGACGCCAGUGUAUAAUGUUGUUCAUAACCAUAACACGAGUUCUGAAAAUUUACCAAAUACUCUGAUAAACAGUGGAUCAAGUAUGAAUGUAGGUAUUAAUUCAGGAAAUGUGGUUACAGAGGUUAACAGAAGUGGACUUUUAAGUUCCCAGGGAAAACUCUUGAACUCAACAAACAAUAUACCAAUCCACCUUCAUCAACAGACCCAACAGUCUAAAUUCUCCCAGCAUCAGUUGCAGCACCCUCACCAAACACAGCAGCUUCUUGAUGGAGAAGGAGUGAAGAAUGGUCCUCGCAUGACGUUAAACAGUCUUGGAGCUAUACGAGUGCCUACCACUAGUGUGUCGCCCAGUAACAUAACAUAUAAAACCUUGUUGGGCAGUGCAAUUCUUCAGAAUGCUACUCACCAAAACCUUCUUAGCCAGCUUACCAUCAAUACCUCUCAACCCGUGAAGCCAGCUCCAAACCACAACAUGUCUCCACUCCAGGCUGUAAAUCAAGGUCCAUUUCCUUCUCAAAACCCAACUGGUACAUCUGGUUUAGGUGCAGGGAGCACAACUUCACAGUCUGGAGGAAACCCUUCCACAACAGAUUCUGAAAAACUGAAGUUGAUCCAACAACAGUUAGUGUUACUCCUACAUGCACACAAAUGCCAGAGACGUGAAAACCAGGCCAAUGGUGAAGUUCGUCAGUGUUCGCUCCCUCAUUGCAGAACCAUGAAGAAUGUUUUGAACCACAUGACAACGUGUCAAGCUGGAAAAUCCUGCCAGAUUAAUCACUGUGCUUCAUCUCGGCAAAUAAUUUCUCACUGGAAGAACUGUAUAAGAAACGACUGUCCAGUUUGUUUACCUUUAAAACAGGCAGACAGAAAACAACAGCAGUUAGCUGGAGCACCUGUACAACAGAACCAAGCUAAUCAAGGUCCUGCACCAGCUGACAUGCAGCGAGCCUAUGCUGCUUUAGGUUUACAGUACAUUGCAGGAGGAAACAACAAUAAUGGCAACACCCAAGUUAUGCAACAGAGACUUGGACAGGCUCAAGGGAUUGGAGAAAUGCAGAACUUGAAUUACAUGUCUGUAACAUCUCGACAGAAUCAGCUGCAGCCUCUUGCUGCUGCACCUUCCAGCCAAGGAUCUCAGUCACAAGAGCUCAUCAGCACAACUGAUGCUUGUCAGAUCAAUUUGAUGGGAAGAAAUCUGAUGUCAGUGGGCUUAUCUGGUGAAAUAUUGAGUCAAAUAUCAUCCGCAGUACAUGCUUCUCCAGCAGAACCUUCUUCAAGAACCAAGACAUGGCAUCAGUCUGUGUCUUCUAAUCUGAGAAAUUGUUUGGUGCAAAAAAAUUGUGCAAACAAUCUUUCCAACUCCUGA